Closterium sp. NIES-67 is the source of this 1915-nucleotide messenger RNA. The record is from the annotation of a GenBank genome assembly. NCBI's taxonomy places the organism in Eukaryota, Viridiplantae, Streptophyta, Zygnematophyceae, Desmidiales, Closteriaceae.
GAUUAUUGCUCACAGAAUCUGCUAGCUUACGUAGUAUCGGCUGUUUGCCACAGCAUAGGAGACGGCGAUUACCUUGGUACUUUUUUCGCUUCCUCGAGAUCAACUUCUCCAUGCAAAUUCAGGAGCGGAGUUAGCCUCAAAAUGGAUGGCACUGUGACUCCUGGUUGUCGUUUUAUUUUAUAAAAUCGUGACUGCGUCGAGUUGUAGAUAGACUGCAUUAUACGAAAAACAGACUAGCACGAUAGGCCCGUUGUUAGGAAGGGGGAAAGCCCUAUGGCCUGGUUUAGACGAAAAAAGAACGUCGGCUCAAGGCCUAAAGGUCUCAGCCUGUUGAAAGCUCACGAGUGUACGGACGAAGGAAGCUCGCGAGUGGGGUCCAGCAAAGGCGACUGCGAUCUGACGUACAAGCAAUGUCCUGAUGCUGAGCAUGGUUAUGAUCAUGGCAAUGUUUAUAAGCAUGAUUAUGGCGGACUCCUUGCUCCUAAAUCUCGUCGACGCUCUAAACGAAACGACUGCUCUGGCGACCUUAGGAAGGUAGAUAGUGCAUACGACCAGUCGGGCGACCGUAUUCGUGAGCACGAUCACAGCCAUCGCGUGUCAAGCUCUCGAACCAUCGUGUUCGCUGGAGGCGUUUUCGAUAGCCAGUUCUGGUCGCGUAGUACUAAGAGUCCAACCCAGACGCUGUCGCGUAGGGGAUCAGCAGCCGCUGCUGGUAAAGCACGCGCCGAUUUGCCCGAAUUUUCUUGUCGCGCGACCGAUGAAAGUACAAGAUCACCCACAGCAGCAUCAGCAGAGUCGUCCAAGAUUCGCUCUUCAGAAGUGUCCGAGUUUCACUCUCCAGGCUGCAUGAGGGGCGACUCAGACGCCUGUGUUGUGCUUUUCGAAGCGAGAUGGUCCAAGUCGGAGGACAGUCAUGAGCCGAGAAGGUGCAGAGAAGCCGACGACGGGAAUCAAGACGGAAAAGAGAACAGCAUCAAAGGCAGUGCUUUCAACCAUUCUGUCUCAGGGGGUCACGGUCCGACCUAUGACCAGGAGAGCAAAGUGCUUGGAGAAAGUGUCGGUCCGAGGGUGAACUCUCAAGCAGCCCUUCCUAAACAGGGUAUCCUUUGUACAGUGCUUGAGUCUAGCAUCGCGAGCGGGAUAAGCAAUAACCCGGUACCAGAAGCUCCUAUUGGCAAAGCAACUGCUGACAUUGUUCCGGAAACGCCUAGGCGAAGGAUCACCCACUGCGUGUCCGAGGGCCCUACCAGAAGAAGCACGUUCAGAGCAUCCACGGCGUUUAGAGAGAACCUGGCUACCUGGUCGAGCCACGUGUCGCAAGCUGAUUGGAUGUCAGCGUCUGGGGGCUACUGGGAGACUUCUAGCGCUCUUGUGGGUGGUGGUGUUGGCGGCGAGAGUGAUGAUGAUGAGGAGGAGGAGGAGGAGGUGGAUAGCAGGAGCGCGUGGACAAGGGGGAGGAGGGCGACUGGCAAGCCAAGGCAGGGGAAGCCACGGAAAUCGAGCAAGUCCCUCAUUGUGAAUGCUGUCGUGCAAGAGGGCAGAGAGCGGCCGUCAGAGAGCAGCUCCGCAGUGAGUGGUUGGGACAUGUACUCUCCACGUGGCAGAAGCUCAUUGGGCAGUUUGGGUGCCAGAAAGUCAGCCCCUCGCAUCCGUCAGGAUCGGCGCAAGUGGGUGUACAGCCCAGAUGACAUGGCAGAAGAUGAGCGGAUUGAUCGAAUACGGUCUGUUACACGCGGGAACGGUUUCAACUCAUGGCCUGUACAACUUUGUUGAUUCUCCAAGCUUGGUUCGUGGUGGGCUGAAUUUCCCCAGAUUUAUCUGUUUGUUCUUGUUUACUGGUAUUUCCAUACAGUAUACCGGUAGCCUCACUUCAUUGUGCCAUGAAACUGGAUGGUAGGUAGUUAUAUUUUUAUGA